Molecule: messenger RNA, 525 nt
Organism: Acanthoscelides obtectus
Lineage: Eukaryota; Metazoa; Arthropoda; Insecta; Coleoptera; Chrysomelidae
Source: the annotation of a GenBank genome assembly
AUGGGCGACCGAAAUCAAGAUGGCGGAACACGCGUAUACGUUGGCGGUCUGGACGAAAAAAUAAAAAAGGAAGACAUCGAAGGCGAGUUUGAGAAGUUUGGUAAGCUCAACUCAGUCUGGGUGGCGUUCAACCCUCCAGGUUUCGCGUUUGUUGAGUUCACUGAACUAGCUGAUGCCGAAACGGCUUGCGACAAUUUAAACGGCACGGACUUCCUUGGAUCCAAACUCAGAGUGGAAAUUGCUAGGGGAAGAUCCAGAAGUAGAGGUGCUCCCAGAGGACGCGGAGGUUUUCGAGGUGGUAGAGAUUUUGGAGGACCACCCAGAGACAGGUACAAUAACUUUGGUGGAGGGGGAAGAGAUAGGGGAUUUGGGGGCAGUAGGGAUUAUGGCAGGAGCGACUCCUUUGGGAGGGAGAAUGGAAGAGGGGGUGGUGGAUUUAGAGGAGGUCCUAGAGGAGGCGGCAGGCGAUUUGAGGAUCGGUUCAGGUCAAGGUCACCUAAUAAUGGUUCAGGAAGACAUUAUUGA